Messenger RNA from Drosophila persimilis, 2114 nucleotides. It is a transcript of the gene SrpRalpha, whose product is annotated as signal recognition particle receptor subunit alpha homolog. The coding region runs from base 61 to 1926 and encodes 621 amino acids. Gene Ontology annotation, cellular component: signal recognition particle receptor complex; endoplasmic reticulum membrane. Gene Ontology annotation, molecular function: signal recognition particle binding; GTPase activity; GTP binding. The record is from RefSeq and is a predicted model, not a curated record. Gene Ontology annotation, biological process: SRP-dependent cotranslational protein targeting to membrane. The transcript is spliced from 3 exons. NCBI's taxonomy places the organism in Eukaryota, Metazoa, Arthropoda, Insecta, Diptera, Drosophilidae.
ACGUGGAAUGCUCGAACGAAGAAGUUUCGUAUGAUUGUAUAGCAGGAUUUGGUAGCUAAAAUGUUAGAUUUUGUAGUGAUAUUCACGAAAGGCGGCGUGGUACUUUGGAACUCGCAAACCUCUGGAAUCAACUUCUCGUCAUGCAUAAACAGCCUAAUACGUGGCGUGAUAUUGGAGGACCGGAAUACAGAGUCCAAAUACUUUGAGGAGGACCACCUGGCGGUGCAGUUUAAGCUGGACAAUGAGCUGGAUCUGGUGUACGCGGCUGUCUUCCAGAAGGUUAUUAAGCUCAAUUACUUGGACGCCUUUCUGGCCGACAUGCAGUUCGCCUUUAAGGAAAAGUUCGGCAGUAUACCGGCCCUGGAGCGCCUAGGCAGUGAAUACGAUUUCGAUGGCGAAUUCCGCAGCGUGCUCUCUGCGGCCGAAGAAGCAUCCUCGAAACAGGUCAAGGCCCCCAAGGCCAUGCGCUCUUACAAUGAGUCGCAGAAAUCGAAGAAAACCGUCGCAUCCAUGAUUCAGGAUGACAAAAAGCCCGUCGAGAAACGUGUCAAUAUACAGGAGAGUCCGACGCAGCCCAAAUCGCAGCCCUCAUCACCGCCACUCACAAAACAGGACAUUAUACAGGAAAACCGUCGAAAGUUGCGCGAGAAGCUUACGCCCACCAAGAAGGCGGCCGAUACCAAGUCUGCUGCCAAGCAGGGUGCCUCAGAGAAAACCGGAAAGAAGCCCAGAGUAUGGGACCUUGGCGGCAACUCGAAAGAUGCCGUCCUUCUCGAUCGCUCCAAGGAUUCCCCCGAGGAUGUUCAGUACCAGAGUAUCAGCAACGAGCUGGUGGGCACCAUGCAGGGCGUCAUCCCUGACCUGGAUGUGGAGAGCGAGGAUGAUGUGGACAGUGGGGAGGCGUCUAGCGAGGAAGACAAUGUGAGCAGCCAAUCACCUGCACUGAAGAAGAACAAGCGCGGAGGCGGUUUGGUGUCCUAUUUUAGGGGAAUUGUUGGGGGCAAGAUCAUGUCGAUGGCCGACCUGCAACCGGCGCUGGAGAAGAUGCGCGAUCAUUUGAUAUCGAAAAAUGUUGCCUCGGAGAUAGCGGUCAAGCUGUGCGACUCGGUGGCCACCAGCCUCGAGGGCAAGCAGGUGGGAACCUUCGACAGCGUUGCCAGCUUGGUGAAGGAGGCACUGACUCAGUCGCUGGUCCGCAUUCUGUCGCCCAAGCGGCGCAUCGACAUCAUACGCGAUGCCCUGGAGUCCAAGCGCAGCGGCAAACCGUACACGAUCAUCUUCUGCGGGGUGAACGGUGUGGGCAAGUCGACGAAUCUAGCCAAGAUCUGCUUCUGGCUGAUCGAGAACGACUUUAACGUGCUGAUUGCGGCCUGCGACACCUUCCGCGCCGGAGCCGUCGAGCAACUGCGCACCCACACACGCCAUCUGAAUGCCCUGCAUCCGCCGGCCAACCACAACAACCGCACCAUGGUCCAGCUCUACGAGAAGGGCUACGGCAAGGACGCCGCCGGCAUUGCUAUGGAGGCGAUCAAGUUUGCGCACGAGACAAAGGUGGACGUUGUCUUGGUGGACACCGCUGGCCGCAUGCAGGACAACGAGCCACUCAUGCGCUCCCUCUCCAAGCUGAUCAAGGUGAACAAUCCCGAUCUGGUGCUCUUCGUGGGCGAGGCUCUCGUCGGUAACGAAGCUGUCGAUCAGCUGGUCAAGUUCAACCAGUCCCUCGCCGACUACUCCUCCAACGAAAAUCCACACAUCAUCGACGGCAUUGUCCUCACCAAAUUCGACACCAUCGACGACAAAGUGGGCGCCGCCAUCUCCAUGACCUACAUUACUGGCCAGCCCAUCGUCUUUGUGGGCACGGGCCAGACUUAUGCGGACCUCAAAGCCAUCAAUGUGAAUGCCGUCGUCAACUCGCUUAUGAAGUAAUGAAUGAACGAAUGAAGCCGCAUCGCAUCCAUAUCCAUGUGAAGCAAUCUAGACAGAUCUGCGCUGCCUAGAUGCUAACCUACUUUACAUAUAGCUCUGCUCUGCUUGAUUAUUGUUUAUCUUAUUCCAUUUCCCAUUUGUUUGAACAAUUAAAAUAAAAUUCCCUUUCCCUUUGUCUGUUGUGAAAA